This is a messenger RNA of Tarenaya hassleriana, 2325 nucleotides long. RefSeq names its product calcium-binding mitochondrial carrier protein SCaMC-1-like. Lineage: Eukaryota; Viridiplantae; Streptophyta; Magnoliopsida; Brassicales; Cleomaceae. The record is from RefSeq and is a predicted model, not a curated record. The transcript is spliced from 5 exons. Gene Ontology annotation, biological process: transmembrane transport. Gene Ontology annotation, molecular function: calcium ion binding; ATP transmembrane transporter activity.
CCAUCGCCUUUGCAUUGCCCACUUCUUUCUCCUCCUCCAUCCUCCACUCUCAGCCUCUCCGGCGACGCAAAAAGCAUCAGCAUCAAUCCCCAUUGUCUUCAUAAUUUUAAGUUGGAAUCUUUUCGGUGAUAAUUUCACGGAUUCCUUUGUGUUCCUUCUUUGCUUCGACUCUUAUCUCUCGAAUCCUUCCUGUAUCCAUCGUUUCGGACUUCCUUGCUCAAUUGCCGAACUCAGGAAGAAGGAACCCUAAGUUCUCUUUUCCGUUUGAUCCAACCUCCGGUAUUAUCAUUGUCUGGUCGAUUUGAGUCUGCGAGAUUUCAAGUUUCCUUCGACAUUCCAGGUCAAAUGUCUUUUAAAUGCUGGAUUCUGUCGUCGAUCUGAUUCAUUUACGAGCCUGUAGAUCUGAAGAUGUGAUGUGAUUUGAACCCAGAAACCGCGAUGAUCCGAACCCAGAACACAAUUUGAUAUCUUUUCAUCUGGGUUCCUUCUGAUUUUCUUUUUGUCAUGUCGGGUCAUGGCGUAGAGCACGUGGGUUUACCGUCGAAAAUGGAAGCUGCAAAAUCCAAACAUGGGUGUUCCAACCUGGUGAAGAAAUCGGGACCCGUUUCCAUGGAACACGUUCUUCUUGCCCUCCGGGAGACAAGAGAAGAACGAGAUGUCCGAAUCCGAAGCUUGUUCAGUUUCUUCGACUCUGAGAAUGUCGGGUACCUGGAUUGUGCCCAGAUCGAGAAGGGUUUAUCUGCUCUUCAAAUCCCAAGUGGGUACAAAUACGCUAAGGAUUUGUUUAGGGUUUGCGACACCAACAGAGAUGGGCGUGUGGAUUAUCACGAAUUCCGUCGGUAUAUGGACGACAAGGAGCUUGAGCUUUACAGAAUAUUUCAAGCCAUUGAUGUUGAGCAUAACGGCUGCAUUUCGCCGGAGGGACUUUGGGAUGCGCUCGUUAAGGCCGGAAUUGAGAUAAACGACGAGGAGCUUGCUCGUUUUGUGGAAGACGUUUCCAAGGACAACAACGGAAUUAUAACUUUUGAAGAAUGGAGAGAUUUUCUUUUGCUGUACCCGCAUGAAGCCACCAUAGAAAAUAUAUACCAUCACUGGGAAAUUAGCAUUAUAUUUUAUGAUUUUGUGUACAAAUGCGAGUUAAAUUAACACGUAAAGAGGGGCAAAUAUUUCAUCGCGGGUGGAAUAGCAGGUGCUGCUUCUAGGACUGUGACUGCGCCUCUGGAUCGCUUGAAAGUUCUUCUGCAAAUUCAAAAAACCGAUGCUAAUAUUCGAGAAGCCAUUAGGAUGAUUUGGAAGCAAGAUGGUUUCUUGGGUUUCUUACGUGGUAAUGGCUUGAAUGUCGUGAAGGUGGCUCCGGAGAGUGCCAUCAAAUUUUAUGCAUAUGAGCUGUUUAAAAAUGUUAUCGGUGAUAACAUGGGUGAGGCAAAAGGGGACAUUGGCACUAGUGCUAGACUUUUUGCUGGUGGCAUGGCUGGUGCAGUGGCUCAAGCUGCUAUAUACCCUUUGGAUCUCGUGAAAACUCGGUUGCAGACUUACACGACGAGCCAAGGUUGUGCAGGGCCCAGGUUGGGAACUCUGACAAGGGAAAUAUGGGUUCACGAAGGCCCACGGGCGUUUUACAAAGGUCUUUUCCCGUCUCUCCUUGGGAUUAUUCCAUAUGCGGGUAUUGACCUUGCUGUCUACGAGACGUUAAAGGACUUGUCCAAGACUUAUAUCCUUCAAGACAGCAGCGAACCGGGGCCACUCAUCCAACUAGGAUGCGGAACAAUCUCGGGAUCUCUUGGAGCAACCUGUGUUUAUCCAUUGCAGGUUGUCAGAACAAGAAUGCAAGCCGAACGUGCAAAGACCUCGAUGUCUGGAGUAUUCCGGAGGACCCUGCGGGAAGAAGGCUAUAGAGCUUUCUACAGAGGGCUUCUCCCUAACCUUCUCAAGGUUGUUCCGGCGGCAAGUAUUACGUACUUGGUUUACGAAGCUAUGAAAAAGAGUCUCGAGCUUGAGUAGGUGCGGCCGCUCUGCUCUCGGGGUUCCGUAUGGUUUCAGAGCCUCGGGUUUUCAGAAGAAGAAAAAAAUUUACGAUGACGAAAAAAAAAGAAACAGGGGGUAAUAAAAAAGAACCUAUGGAAGUAGAAGAUACAGAGAUCAUUUAAACACCAAUAUUUCUCUAGUCUGCACUCUGUGUGGGCAUAACUUGUUGUUAAGUUAAUAAAAAAAAAAAAAAAGUGAUUUUUUUUCCCUCGGGGAUUAAAGCAGUGAGGUCUUACUUGGAAAGAGUAUUGUCUCUAGGGAUUUUGAUAUCAUAUAUGCACCAACUCCAUGUUUGAUGCU